UAGAUACGGAAGCCUGUUAAGCGGAAGCUUCCAUUUUGUCCAGAUCCGUUUGAACCAUCUGAACAUUUGGUGCUGCUGCUUACAAGUGUCGCGCUACGGAGCACGGAUUUCAGAAGAGAAAUGGUUAUUUUGUUUGUCUCCCUGUUGUUUUUCCCGACAACAAUAUUAACGCAACACUCAGAUACUGUGGUCGGCUGUGGUGGCUUUAUAAGAUGGAAAGAAGCUCAUCCCGAUUCUGUACUUGAUUUCAGAAAGCUGAAAAUAAGUCUGUUCUCAGAAACUACUAGCACAUUAAAAGAUGUAACCGAUGUUCUCCCUAACGGAGCUUAUUCCGUUCCGUUAUAUGAUGAGGGCGUUUACAGGAUUAGGUUAACUACUCCUAAAGGCUGGCAUAUUGAACCGUCUGAUGGCUACCUUUUGGACCUGGAGAAAGAUCCGAGGGCUUGUUUCAAAGAUUUUGACUUCAGCAUAGUUGGAUUCUCAAUUUUCGGGCAGGUAACUACUUCUGGAAUGAAGACCGGGCCACCUGGUUUAUCAGUUCGAUUAACUGACCCUACCUCUCACAAACCAAUGCUUCAUAAUUUUACACAGAAUCAAGGUCAUUUCAUGAUAUCUCCUGUGACUCCUGGUAACUAUUUAUUGACCGUCAGCAAUCAAGAUCGUAGUGAUAAAGAUCAUACAAGAGCAUCUAUCAAUAUUAAAGUCCAGUCUGAUAGUAUCAACUUGCCAGAACCAAUCAUUUUACUUGGUCAUUUUCUCCGUGGACGUGUGACAGACUUCAAUAAAAAUCCUUUGGUCGAUGCAAAAGUUUUCCUGUUAUGUGAUAAAGAUAAGACAUUAUCGAAAUCCUCUACCACUCUAGACAAGUCAGUAUAUUCGCAUAUAGUCGAAGCACUUGGUGAAAUGCAUUAUAAAUUUUUAACAAUACAAGAGUCUUCAACAGACUCAGAUGGCUAUUUUACGUUUGAUCGUCUACCGGGCGGCAGUUAUCUUCUUGUACCCUUAUAUACGCCUAAGAAGUCCGGGGUCGUUUUUUCAUUUACUCCGAAAUUCCUCCCGGUAGCAAUGGAGCACACAGAUGUGGAUCUUGGGCCUGAUACGUUUACAUUGCAAAGCUUCAAACUUAAUCCAGGACGUAUCACGUGGCCGAACGGUGUUCCGAUAUCAUCAGCUAAGAUUACAAUUACUACUAAUACAUCACAACAAUCUGUAUUAACAGAUGGUAAUGGAUUUUAUCAACUGAAUCACGUAAUUGCAGGGGACUAUAAAUUUCAGGUCGAAGUAGAAAACGCUUUCUUUGAAACUUAUUCAGUAAAUCUAAAUCAUUUACUAGAAUCUCUUCCCAACUUAGUUCCUGACAAGGUUUCUGUAUGUGGAAACUUAAUCCCAGCUGAUACAUCAUCAGAUUUAAAACUUAAAGUAUACAUCGUUGUUCGUAGUGUUGACAACAGUUCUGAAAUCAAUCGAGUUGAAACAAAUCUAGAAGAUGGGAUAUUUAAAUUCUGUGCUUUUCUUAAUCCCGAACGUUAUUCAUUGCAUCCAGAUGUUUCACUGUUUGGAGUAAAUCAACAUUCUGAUAAAAUACUACGAUUCACUCCUUCAGAAAUAAUGGUUGAUAUAACUGGUUCUCCUGUAGUCAAUGUAACAUUUUCUCAGUUUCGUGCUAAAUUGUUUGGGAGAAUUAAUUGUUUACUUCCAUGCUCUUAUUACAAGACACCGGUUUAUGCUCAACUGACUUCACUUCACUCAAAUACAAUUCAGCCAAAACUAUAUGAAUUUAUACCUAGUAAAACUGACUUGCAUGUAGCUUUUUUCAAAGCUGAAGAGAUGCUUCCAGGUGAUUAUGCUAUUCAGGUUGUUUUCUAUACGGGCUCUUCACUUACUACAAUAGACAGUUGGUGUUGGGAUCACCAUGAAAAGACAGAUGGUGGGGAAUUUCAACCGAUUGAAUCUUCCAAGAGAAUUCUUCAUAUACGUUCUGAUGAUUUACAUUAUGAUAAUGAAUCAGCUCUUGAUUUUCGUCAAACCGGGUUUCUUAUCCCAGUACAAUUUGAAUUACCGAAUUAUGUUACAAGAGUGCCUACUGUGCUUUUGUUUGCUUCAAAUUAUUUCAAGGAAAAUAAUACGACAGUUAAAAGUUCCAUAGUAUGGAAUUUAACUAAAACAUGUAACAGAAUUUGUCUACCUUCACCUGAAAAAGUUUAUAAAAUUAGCUUAUCUAGCACAUGCACUCGAGUCAGACUAUUACAAGCCACUGAAAUAAAUCCAUCAAAAGAUUGUCACCUUACACUGAAUUCUAGUGCUAGGAUCCGCAUCGGCGUAGAAGAACUGCCUGUUGUUAUUCAUCUAAAACUCGAUGAAGUGGCCUCAAGAUUUUUCGAUGAUCUCAAGGAAGUUUUCGAUUCUCCUUAUUCAUUCCAAAUAGAAGAUUUUACUUCCAAUACAUCUGUAACACCUCGAUCAAAACUAGUUGAAACAUAUUGGUCUAAAUCAUCUCAAAACAUCGAGUCAGUAUCUGCAACAGGAGUGUUCUGGCUUAAUAUCAGAAACACAAUUCGCGUUACUCCUAAAUCACUGAAUUUAAAGCAAAAUCAUAUGGUUCAUUUGAUAACAUAUCCGUCUAGUCAAGAUAUUAAUCUUCAAUCCGACUCUGAACAACAACAAAAACAAAUUGAUGAUAUUUCAUGUAGUUUGACUAUCCCUAUAGUUAACCCCUCUAAAUCUACUGUAAAUGAUGUACAUUCAUUAUGUUUAUCACUUUUUGUUGGACAAAAUAUUGAAUUCAGCCUCACGAUCUCUGUCAAUCUUAGAGGUCGUAUCGAUCCGCCUACUGAGAGGGUUAAUAUUGAAUUAUUCAAGAAAUUGCCCCGAAUGUCAGAAAAGUCUCCAACUUCUGUCGAACACGAUCAUCUCUUACUACCUGUGAAUAGUGAAUCCGAAUUGGUAACUAAAACAGAAAAAGAAACUAACUCAUCUGAACCAAUUGCAGUCACUCAGUCGGAUAGUCAAGGUUUAUUCUCUUUUAAUGCUCUACCUUUAACAGAUUACGAAGUAUUCAAUAUUAAAUCUAUAUUUGAGGUUUCUAAAAUGUAUCAGAUUUUAUUAUCUAAAGCUGGUUACAAGUUCGAUAUCAUUAAUAAAACAGAUGUAAAACACCAAUUGACAGGUUUCGACUGGUAUGUAAAAUCAACUAGACUUUCUCUUGUUGAAGUGUUUGUCUAUAACUAUCCUGUUUCAGAGGAUUCACGUCAACCAUUACCAGCUGUAUUGAUUUCCAUUAUUGGAGAAGGACAUCGUGCAAAUCAUUUAACAAAUGAUGAAGGCGUUGUACGCUUUGUCGGUCUAUCUCCUGGACAGUAUUAUGUACGUCCAAUGAUGAAGGAGUAUUCAUUUACUGUUAAAUCUCCUGAUCAGUCUGAAUCUGGUCAAGCUAUUCCUGUGCAGGUAGAAGAAGGAAAAUCGGCUGUCAUCAUAUUGUCUGCACUUCGAAUUGCUUUUUCCGCUUCAGGAGUUGUUACUUCGUUAGCUGGUAUCCCUGAGUCUGGUGUUUUAGUUGAAGCUUCCUGGUUACCUGGAACACAAAAUACUAUACAUAACGAUUUGUUGCACUUAAAAUCAAAUAGCAACAUGACGUGUCAACUUCGAUAUGAUCAAAUUAAUAUUAUUCCACGGGAACAAUCUGUAACGGAUUCAAAUGGCAAUUUUCGUAUUAGAGGUCUUAUGCCAGGUUGUGUAUACAGGAUCUCUGUACAUAUAAAUCCUAAUAUUUUAUCAAAUCUUAUAUUGGAUCAAGUGACAAAGGAAUCAAGUAAACUAUCUUCUCGCAAUGAUGUUGAACAUGCAGUUCCUGAUCAUGUAAAUUUGCAGAUGCUAACCACUGACACAAAUGGACUACAUUUCUACAUAAUUCGUCACCUUUGUACUUCUUUGAUUACUGUUAAUGUCCAAACUCCUGAUAUUUACCUGCCUACUUUACGAUUAAUCGUAUUUCCUGUUGGUCAUCCAGAAAAUAUUGUUGCUAAACAUGACUUCGGUAUAGAUUCUUCAUUAUUCAGUUUGUCCGGAUCAAAACUUAUUCCAAUGAUUGGACGAGAACAUGUGAUACGUUUAAUAUCAGAUCUUGAACCUAAGUUUUAUAUCAAUGCUAAUGUACAGAAUAUUAUUGUCAAACCAAAAUGGAAUGUUAGUGAACAUUUUAAUUUUCAAUUCCAUCCUAAACUACGUACUACACUUAGUGAUUAGGUAUGUAUUGUUAUUCAUAGUUUGAUUGUCUAUUUUUUUUUAAAUGAAUAUUUAGAAGGAUAUUACUUCAUCUAAAAUUUAUUCUUUUUAUUUCUCUUUAUUUGUCUUUGAAUGUAAUAACUGAAGAAAUAUGUAUAUCAUACUAUCAUUAAUAAUCUUUUAUUCAAUUCCUCUGGAUAAAAAGAAAUUCUAAAGUACAAUCAUGUUCAGUGUUUUAGGAAUUAUUUCUGUUAAGAUAUGACGUUGUAUGUGAUUAGUACAUCUCAUUGAAUAAUGUGUUUUAAAAAAUUUUUAUAACUCUUUCUUCAACAUAAAGCAUUAGACAUGUUCUACAAUAUUUGUUUCACAUUUUCUUAAAUCUAUUAUACGUCUCAAUCGAUACAAAUAAAAGUUGUAGUGAACUGCACAUAAUGUUUGUUGUUGUUGAUCGACGGUUUUCAUCUAUAGUUUUCGAUACUGGGUCUUUCUUAGUAAUACACAGCUACUUAAUUAGUGACAGAUAUAAAGAAUGAAGUUAGUGUCAUUCAACCACUAAACAAUCCUCCGGUUUGUAUGUUUCUUUUUCAAGGGAAAUAUAUUAAAAUACCCAUGAAAUCUUUUUUGAAAGCUUAAAGCAUUACACAACAGAUCAUGUUUCUAAUACAUGGUUAUUACUGUUUAAAUCAUUGACAAAAUAAAAUACAUUUCCAACGAUCAAUGUUAGUUUUUUUUGUUUUUCAUUGCAAAUUUUAUGUUAUUUUCACGAUAUUUUAGGUUAAUAUCUUCAAUAAUGGAUUGUCUUACCCAUCUACUUGUCGAUUUAUGUCUAGUAUUUGUAUGUUUCUUACUUUGUGCUUAAUAAAUUGUUAUUUUUUUUCUGUAUAAUCUGGUAUUAUUUUCUUCCGACACAAUAUACGUGUGUACAAAUAUAUGAAACUUGUUUUAUUUUAUCAAAUAAUAAUUUAUAACUGUCUAGUUGUUCUUUAUUGUUGUAAAGUGUGUGCGGUAAAUAUACGCAUGUGUAUAGUUUUCUUGCGUUCAUUCAUUUUUUCUCCUUUUAACCUGAGUGAAUUAACUACUUGUGUUUUAUUGUUCAAGAUAUAUAUACUUAUCAAACAUAACUCCAUAGUCUAUCAUAUUCAUUAAAUUCGAAUAAUGGUAUGAUUGAAGCGGUUUAUCUGUUUUUUUGUGUGUGUGUUUUCUGAUUUCGUAAAAAUCAUAACUGACUUGAGUUAAAAAACCAUACGAAAAUGUGCUGAACGCGUAUAUUCAGACCGUGUAACAUACCAGAGAUUUAGUCGGUUACUUGUGUCGCUCGAUUGCAGAAUACUACUAUUCACAUACCCGAAGUAUUUAAAAUCUAACAUAUUUUUCAUAAACAAAAAAUCUGAAACUCAUCUUGUAUAAAUAGUAUAUUUUCAACAAGUGUUUGAUUCAAUUGUCUUUCUGAAACUACUUACUUCAUUUUCUCAGAUCGUAGGAUCACAUGGCAAGAAAUUAUUCGAAGGUAACGUUCUCCACAUAUUCUUGUGAUGUGAUUAUGCGAAUGAAGUUCUGAGUAGUCGAUAAAAAAGUCGCAAUGAUAUUAAUCCCCCUGCUGUGUAUUGUAACCAUUGAGUUCUUCGGUUUUCUCGCGACUUUAUUCCGAUAUUUUUAAUUUUCUCCUUAUGACACGACAGGGUACUCAAAAUAUGAGAUACAAAACUAAGUGAUAAUAUUCCAAAGAGACAAUUGUAAGAAGAAUUAUGAAGUUCAUUGAUGAAUGAGCAAAAUAAGGACUCCGUCCAACAACUUUAUUGAAGAAGACACAAGCAAGAUAGAUUUAUUUCAGUUCAGAUUGUUUGUCUAACUUAGGUAAAUUACCUAGUGACCCCAAUUGUUAGCCAUGUUUGAUAACGCUCAAGCUACUGAUUUGUAUAACCUUUAGGACUACAUCUGAUUACUUGUAAUGACUGCCUUUAAAACCUCAUUCUGGCUUUGGCACAUAACACGAUAAAAUGACGUACAUAAUCGAUUCCCAACUUCAUUGAGUGAUACCUGUUACACUGUCGUCAAUGCUUCCAGAUAACCAUUGUGCGACCAUAGAAUAACGUGAAUAUGAUUAUCAAUAAUAAGCAAAAUAAACCACUUUACGUGCUGCUCGUAAAAAUAUCCAGUUAGACCGCGAACAUACCCAUAGGAAUCUGAUUCUAAAUGCCACAAACAAACAUAUAGGUUGAAAAAUAAUAAAGGGCAGCUCAUCUUGAAUACCGAGUUGUUAUUUACUCUGAAGUAAACGAUAGAUUGAAUCGCUGAAAACAGUAGAUAUGAUGGUAGUCAAAAUCCUUGUUUCCGAUGCCCCCUCAGUGACAAUUUGUAUACAAACAAAAAGAUGUUAAAAAGUCACAUUCUAUCAAAAUUAGAUAAAAGUUGUAAAUUGCUUUAACCAAUUUCUAAGUUGGCGGUUUCAAUGAAUAAACAGCCGUUCCCAUACUAAAUGUUCCAAUCAUUUCAAAUGUGCAGAAAAGCAUUUUAUAUAUUGAGAAGCGCGAUGUAGUUCACAUAUGUUGGGAAUAGUAUAUCAUUCACUGUCACAUAAAUUUGAAGUUUUAACCCAAAGACAUCUCUACCACAAUGGACAUAUGUAAUAUUUUGUUGACUACAUAUAGCAAUUAUAAUUUAGUAAUGUAUCACAAAGAAAAAAGUGUUUACAUGUGACUCUUUAAAAUAUUUCUGCCAGGAGUAAUCAAUAAUUUUGACUAUCUUUAGAAAAGACUAACUUAUUCAUACAAUCAUAGUAUACAUUACUCUCAAUUUCAUUGAAUAGGUAAACACAACUAAUUAUGAAGUAAGCACCUCCAAUAUCACAAUACAUCAUUAUUGUAUUUAUUAUCAAUCAUUUCAAAUAAUAACCAAAGUGAUUACAAUCAUGACAAUCACAAAGAAUGAAAAACAAAUAAUUUCUCAUAGUCUCUCAUUGAUUACUCUGUAUAAAAAUAGAAUUAGGCAGCACACCACAAUGAAUCCAACUAAAUAUCAAUCGAUUCGAAUCGAUUGAUUUGCAAUUUCGUGAGUGAUGAAAUGCGGAUUAUUCAACACUGUGACGAAUUCGAUAAUUGCAACAGAAGAAAUAAAAGUACUAUUUCCCAACAUGUUAUGACGAGCUCGUAUCACAGAAUAAAAUCUACAUUAGUUGGAGUCCCACAAAACUGGUGAACUAAGUGUUACAAUUCGGUGAGUGGAAUAUGUGACACUACAUUCAUUCUACUGACAAUGAAAUAAUCAGGUGAGUUGUCUGAAAAGCAUUCUUGUGAGAAGACUUUAGGAAAGGAUGUUGGGAGUGUCUCAAUUCCUGAUUUCAAUUGAAUAGCUCAGUCACAUGUGGUACAUGUAAGUAACUUCCACACUUGAGUGACUUUCAAAUGUGAAAGUACUACAAUAGUGAAUAAAUAACCAAUUCGGCCUGCUUGAAUAUCUGGGCUACGUGUUCCUGCCAUCUGGAUAUUUUAACGAGUUAUCUGUUACCUCAUUCGUUUUAAUACAUUAUGCUUAUUAUUCGCAUAACCUAUUCAGUUGUGUUUGUGGAAAUUUUACAUUUCGAUAUACAAUUUACAAAAGAGCCCAAUCGGUGACAUCGUUUUUUCUGGCAAUAUUCAUGGAAAAGAAUAUACUUUAAUUAGAUGUCAAUUCCUGAAACACUAACAUUUAACUGGCGUCCACCUAAUGUUUAUCGCACGGUUCGAUUAAGAAAUAAUUAAAAGAAAACUAGUUGAAUUACUUUGUCCUGAGAAUUCUAUUUUGUACCAAAAAUAUAAUGUUAAAUAAAGUCAAUAAUUGACUGUUUCGAACACUAACUAAAUGAAUACAGCAUUACCGAAUAAUCUUCGAAUUUUGUCAUAAAAAUUUUCAUUGGAACAGAUUUGAAUCUCUAUCCUCUAACAUAUGAGCUUGACAAUACAAAGCUUUUCAUUUUGAGUAAUAUUGAAUCAUGUUUGUUUGGUGGAAAUUUUAUGCAGUCCUAGUGCAUUCUUCACCUAAAAUAUCAAUUUUUGUGCACUAGCUGUUCUCUUCCUGAUAUUCUUCAUUUCAAAGGCUUCUUUAAAAGAAAAUAUGAUAGUAGUGAUCAUUGGUGAACAUGUCUUUAAAGACCAUAUCAUCUAAGCAAAUUGAACCAUACUUGCUUCUGUUCUAUUUUUAAAUGCAAAUGGUGUUCUUUCCCAAACUAAACAAGUGAUGUAUGACGAGUAAAAUCCCUGGCAUUGAAAAAAUAACUGUAUUCGAACACUAAUAAUUAUCACUGAAUAGAUUCAUGCAAGCGAAUGUUCAAUCUCAGCCAAAAUAUAUUUGUAUUCAAAUAAUAUAUGCACUAAUUAUAGCAGCUUGAAGUUGUAGAUCACCAACGUAGAUGAUCUAUGUCGAAUGAUCAGAGGUCUACUCGAGUUAGAUGGGACUGGUGUGACGAACCAGCUAACUUCGAAUUCACACCCCGCGGUCAAUAUCUAACGUGGAUUACCCCUUCGACGUAUCAAAGUACUAUGGCUGCUUUGAAGACCGUAUAACACAAAGGACGUUAUUAUGGAAAUAUAUUAGUAAGAAUCAGUACAGAGACCACCACCGUAUGCACCAGUCCAUGACAUACGAUUAGCUGAUGUGCUUUGGUUAUCCUUGACGUGGAAUUGUGAUCUUUUUGAUAUUCAGUGACCCAACUGCCGAAUGAUUUGGCUAGGGCUCAGUGACAUUCCACUGGCCUUAAAACGUGUUUAAUCGAUUUGACUAGGCUUCAUAUAAUUGUCAUUUAGGAUCUGCAGUGAUAUAAUUAUGUUCGAAUAAUUAUUAUUACGGUGUCAGUUUCUUAGCUAUCUCAUAAAUAUGUCAUCCCAUCAUGAUAACAACUGGCAAGUUCUAACCUCUCAUGUACCUUUAAGAAUAUACAUUUCCGCCUCCGGAAAACAAAUUUUGUCUUGUAAUAUUGCAGUUAGGGCUUUGCGAAAAUAUUCAUUAGAAACCAUUUACCUGAAGUAAAUUAGUCAAAUAAUAAACUAAUAUUUCAUAAUGUUUUGAUUUAAGAUGUAACUACGAUUGUUAUACUUCCUUUUCAGAUAGUCAAGGGUUUCCUAUUAAAAUUUCUUACACUAAAUCUAUUUGAAAUGCAUCGAUGAGUUGUCAUAUCAAUAAAGUUAAUUGAAAUUCAACUAGUGGCUAAAAUAGAAUUUUAAGAAAAGUAAUACUGAAAUGAUUAUCAGUUUUAAAUGUAAUCCACUAAUAAUUAUCAAUGUUAAUGAAUUCUAGACUUACUUACUUACGCCUGUUACUCCUCGUGGAGGAGCAUAGGCCACCCGCCAGCAUUCUCCAUCCAAUCCUGUCCUGGGCAGUCCUUUCCAGCUCCUUUCAGUUGUUAUUUAUCUUUUUCAUAUCCGAUUCUAUUUCCCGACGUAAUGUGUUCUCAGGCCUUCCUCUUUUCCACUUCCCUCCACCAUUCCAAGUCAGGGCUUGCUUCGUGAUGCAGUUUGAUGAUUUGCGUAAUGUAUGUCCUAUCUAUUUCCAUCGUCUUUUCCUAAUUUCUUCUUCAGCUGGAAGUUGGUUUCUUCUCUCCCACAGAAGGCUAUUUCUGAUGGUAUCCGGCCAAUGGAUGUUGAGUAUCUUGCGAAGACAGCUAUUUAUAAAUACUUGUACUUUCUUGAUGGUGGUUGUUGUAGUUCUCCAAGUUUCAGCUCCGUACAGCAGAACUGCCUUGACGUUCGUAUUGAAGAUUCUCACUUUGAUAUUGGUUGAGAGUUGUUUUGAGUACCAUAUAUUCUUCGACUGUAGGAAUGCAGCCCUUGCUUUGCCAUUCCUCGCCUUUACGUCUGCAUCUGAAUUAUCGCCUUCAAUGAAUGUGUACACAAAUUUUGAUUUAUCAUAAAAUAUUCUUAAAGAAAAUCACAUACUGAACAGUAUAAAUAAUGAAUAAAAUUUGAUUGCAUAAAAAUCUGUCAUUCAACUAAAUGUAUUAAACUGUAUACUUUUAUUUUUAAGACAAAUAGGCUUUCAAUGGUUAAGAUCAUGAGUCAGUUGAAACUAGAUCAUUGAAAUUACUACAAUCUUCACAAAAUCCAUCUGAUAUUAAACAAAUAGGCUUAUCGUAUAUUUCUUUUUAAAAUAAAAUAAUGUAAUCCUAUUACAAUAGUAAAAUUGAAA
Molecule: messenger RNA, 10377 nt
Organism: Schistosoma bovis
Lineage: Eukaryota; Metazoa; Platyhelminthes; Trematoda; Strigeidida; Schistosomatidae
Source: the annotation of a GenBank genome assembly